UUGGCAGUAGUAGACGUCUGAGCCGAGGGAGAGGACGGCAGGCCCUCUCUCGCGCUGCUCUCGCGCGAUUGUCUGAUCGUCGUCGUCGUCGUCUCUAAUCGUGCUGCUACCGUUGUCUCGGUCUCUACUCAAUCCGUGCGUGCACUUGUGAUAGACACGCAUUUAGAGCAAUUUCGAAAAAGAAGAGAGGUGUUGUGUGAGUGAGUGUGUUGAUCGUGGUUGGAUUUUUUUUAUACACAGACGUUGCCGCAGUGCCGUUUAUAUAUUGCACGCGGUGGCGGUGGCAAUAAAGACGACGACGAGGUGUACUAGCUAUGGCAGGCAGCGGUGUGGCGGGGCCACCGACGACGACGACGGUACAAGGCCACCCGCCCAACAGCACCGUUAACAAGCUCAUCCGCGUAGGUUACUACGAACUCGAGAAGACCAUCGGCAAGGGCAACUUCGCCGUCGUCAAGAUGGCCACCCACGUCGUCACCAAAUCCAAGGUGGCUAUCAAAAUCAUUGACAAGACUAAGUUAAGCGAAGAAAAUCUAGCAAAAAUAUUUCGUGAAGUGCAUAUAAUGAAGAGACUGAGACAUCCACACAUAAUUAGACUUUAUCAAGUGAUGGAAACGGAAAAAAUGAUAUAUUUAGUAACUGAAUACGCAGCUUCUGGUGAAAUAUUUGAUCAUCUUGUAAGAAAUGGGAGAAUGGCAGAGCAUGAAGCUAGAAGAGUAUUCCGUCAAAUUGUUGAAGCUGUUCGUUACUUGCAUCAACAAAGAGUUGUUCAUCGAGAUCUCAAGGCUGAGAAUUUGUUGCUGGAUGCUGACAAUAAUAUAAAACUAGCUGAUUUUGGAUUCAGCAACGAGUAUACACCAGGUGUUACUCUUACAACUUUCUGUGGUUCACCGCCUUAUGCAGCACCAGAACUCUUUAAGGGAGACAAUUAUGAUGGCCCACGAGCUGACAUUUGGAGCUUGGGAGUUGUAUUAUAUGUAUUAGUCUGUGGAGUUUUGCCAUUUGAUGGGCCUACAAUGAAUACAUUGAGAGCAGUUGUUGUGUCAGGAAAAUUUAGGAUACCUUUUUUCAUGACUGGAGAGUGCGAGAAGCUGAUAAGGCACAUGCUAGUAGUCGAGCCAGAGCGUCGUUUUACCAUCCCCCAGAUAUUGGCACAUCCGUGGAUGGGUGGCGAUGGUCGCACAAUCGACGAUAAACCAGAAGUUGAGCAGCAACAGCAAUCAUCACCGCCUCUUAAUCAAAUGGUCAUCGAGAGUAUGUUAACGCUGCCAGGCUUGGAUUUGGAUACGUUGCUGCAAGCAGUCCAGGGCAACGCCUUCAAUCACGUCUCGGCAAUUUACAAUUUACUUGUCGACCAAUUGGAGAACGCUGCUGUUACGAGUGUGCCCAGCAUACAAACUCUACCGGCCGGCGGCUACGUAUCCGAUGACGCUCAUCAGCUGGAAAAGUUCGACGAAGUGGAAAGUGCCGAGAUGGAGGAACGCAGUGGUUUGCAAUUACCAGUAGGUACACCAUACCACGCGACACGUCGUCACACAGUUGGUCCAGGAGAUACAGCACAUCAACCUACAGUCGUAUAUCCUUACGUGGAUCACGUAGGUCGCCCACCAUUACAUAUGCUGCCAAAUCACCAUCUAAAUGUCGAGAUACAGGUAUUGCCACAAACGAAUCUCGCGCUCAACUCGCCGUAUGUCCAAAAUCAACCCCCGCAGAACUUUCAAAUCAAGGAUCAACAUCUGCUCAAGCCACCCUCCGCUAUGGGAGCUACAAGCAGUUUCGGAAGAAGAGCUUCGGAUGGUGGAGCAAAUCUUCAUGUAUUUUAUCAACAGCAACAUAGUAAUAGUAGUGGGGAAGAGGGCAGUUGGAGUCAACCUGGUAGCAGAGAACAUUUGCAACCUCCUGGUAGUCCAGCACUAUCGCCAUGUAGCGGGACGAGUGGAGGUGACAGUAGUCAGGGUAGCACAUCAAGUACUAGUAGCGACAGAAGGCGUCGUUCUGGCCUCACAACUGUCAUGCAACGUCCAGUUUUGAAUCCCGAGGUGGUCGUCGAGGUGGAAAAGAGGAUGAACAGAUCGUAUCUGCCAUCGAGGCUGCUGCCAAAUCACCUUAAAACCAACGCCGGCAACUCACUGCCGCAUCACAGGAAAACCUCUAUGUAUUCUGCUAGCACUGCCGGUCCACGCGACUCGUACAAGGAGCCGAGCGUGCACGUGACAACAGCUGAGCGUUAUUCGCCUGUACGCCGCGCCUCGGAAGGCUCAGGGCAGCAAGGACCCGGCAUCCAAGCCCUUCAACAAGAAUACCAGCAGUUGCAGAGGCUCGCCUCGCCCUCGCACAGUCCUGCCAGCAUUCCCGGAUCGCCAGUGCACGAACGCGGAGUCGCUGCCAUCACUCAGGGUCUCAGUGGAUUAACCACAGCUCCGGUGCAAGGUAGCAUAGUCCACGGUACGCCCACCCAGCAGCCAGCCACGCCUCUGGACUUGAGUCCACUGAGGCAUCAUCGUUCACCAGCAACCACGCCUGUCAGCUACUCGCCCAGUAAUAGUCCUGCCCUCGAUAUGAUACAGGAGGAGCACCCGGUCGACGUACUACGGGUCCCUUUAAUUUUCACUCAGGUACCGCCACCACAAAUCUCGGUGACGGACGUGUUGGGCGGGCAGGUGACUUUAGUCGGCUGCUCGCCAUCGCCAUCACCGUCGCCCGAUUCACUCGAAGAUACGUUAUCGCAUUACAGUCCAAUUCCAUUUAUCAUUUCGGAGCCUUGUGAUCCACUGAGACCAAGUAUAACCCGAGGCAUCGGGCGACCAGCCGCAAUACCCACGGAAGUCGAGGUGACGUUGUCCGACGAAUCGAGUCGGCUCAAUUCCGAGGCUAUACUUGGCCGAGUUAUACAAAUCAUCGACGCACACGCUCCAAAAGGAUUCGUGUUCUCCAGACAAGAAGUCGAUGGCAACGGAUUAAAUUUGGAGUAUCCUGGUGGUGUGCAAAUUGAGCUGCGAGUCUGCGAGAGCGAGGAGAAAGAGGUCAAAGGUAUCAAAAUGAGACGGAUCAGUGGGGACCAAUUACAGUACAGUCAGCUUUGUCAGCAGCUCAUUUCCUGCAUCACCGUUUGACGGCGUGACGCCCUUUACGAUAUUUUAUGCAAGUUUAAGAUGAUGAACAUGCUUGCGCUGCUGUUGCCGAUUAGAUCGAUCGUUUGUUGAACGCUAGACUCUUGAUGAAGUCCGAAGGGAAAUGAUACUCGAAUUAAUUUAUUACAGACGAAAAUAAAUCGAUCCUUUUUUAUUUUUAGGAUUUAGUUAUUUCUUCUUGUAGUAUCGAUCGAAACUGUUGAAAGCAAAAAUAAUUUAUUACGUAUUUUGUUACGUAUAGCAUAGUUUGUUAUUAGUUUAAUUGUUUUUGAGCAGGUUUCCCUCGACUUUUAGAAAGAGUUCAACGAUAAAAAAUCUUGUACGCUUUAUUGGAUUAGAAACUUAAGCCUAGUUAUAAGUCUUAAGUUUUAAGCUAUUGCGACAGAAUUCAGAAUUUGUACAAUUUUUAAGCGUCGUAAUAAUUUAGUAAACCCAGCUAAUUAAAGUUACGAUGGUAUAUAUGUUACUUUAUUGCAAAACAACAAAAUUGUUACAACAAUUGUCUACUAAUGAAUUCAAGGUACGUUUGUUAACUAGCUUAAUCAUCGUAUUUAUCAUUAGAUCUCAUCAAUUCUAAAUUGAUUGUAUUUGAACGGUUAUAACUGAUUACGCAUUGAUCAGGUCUUAGAUAAUUUACUAUUAUAAAAAGACUAUUCUAGCAGAGGUCGAGAGUAAGAGAGAAUUUAUUUCAUUUUAUAUAGAAAAAAACUAUCGCGUCGACAGUCGUCACGUCUCUUUUCUGAUUACUAUUAUUAUUAUUUUGAGUCUUACAUUCCUAGCAAAAAAAGAAAAGAAACACGACGGCCGUACGAGCACGUCUGUCUCGUAAGCCCCAUUUAUUUGCAGUAUUGCUGCUGAAUUUUAAGUAAUGCGCGCAUUCAGAGAUGUUUGACUUCGAGUACCUACAUUUAAUCUUUGAAAAAUAUUUUGCUUUUUUGGAGAACGUUUUAGGUCUUCGCAAUUUCUAUUCUAUAUAUAUAUAUAUAGUACAUGAAAAAAAGGCAUUCAAGAAUUUUUAAAGACUGUAGAUUAAAAUUAAGAUAACUCUGAGGUCUUCAAAAAUUCAUGAAAGAUUCACUGCUACUUCUUUCAGUUUCGACUGAAUGGAUAUUUCAUAUUGAACGUGUAUAUUCAAUUUUUUUUCAAUUACUCGGUAUGGUAAAUGACAAAACUUUAGUUGAAAAAAACUCAAUGUUAUUGAAAAGUUUUUACAUAUAGAAUUAUACUUAUAAAAUUGAAAGAUUGGUUUGGUUAGUUGAAUUAGGGUUACACAAAACCAAAGCGCGUAAACGAGCAUUCCCUUUUUACCUGCUUGGACGUCUUCGUUUGAGACUUGUAAAUAAAAUAGCGAGCUCAUGGAAUCGAUUGUAUGUAUAUUGUAAACCUGAAGAUGAAAUAGACUUGGCAUAUAGAACCAAAGAUAUAUAAAGCGCAGGCAUUAGGGCGGUAAUUUUUUCUUUCCAUUGUUUUUAUGUUGAAAAAUUAAUCAAUUGAUUCAAUUGAUGUACCAGUUGUUGAAAUUACAAAUUAUUUUUAUUUGAUGUAGGUGUAUAUUAAAUUACUUUAUCGUUAUUGUAACGUGAACGUUCAGUGGAUUCUUAAAAAUAUCGUAGAUUAUUUGAAAUGAAGAAAUUAUUUUCAUUUUUAAAUUUAUGUUAAUUAGAGAUGUGUUCUAAGAAAUGGCACUUGCCCAAGCGAGCGAAUGAUCUUAAGUGUGUUUUUAGGCGUAAUCUCCUUUCAAUUAAUCACAUAAAUAUAAAUAACAAAAAGCAAAAAAAAAGCUACGUGUAAAAGUGUUCUUACAGGUAAUCCUAUCUUGGUUGCUUUUUCACAUUGUCGACCACGAAUGAGCUUUUGACGAAUCAUUGUACGUAUUGUCAUUUACCUGUACAUAGAAGAUUUAAGUGUAAAUAUAUUAUUGUGGUGAUACUUGACGAACUCGCUAGCUCAUGAAAGUGUUGAGUGAAACUUUAAUGCUCUGCGCUAAAUGCGAAUUGAUUAAAGGAGAUAAAACGCUUGAGAGUCGUGACAUCCAGCUAUUGGCAAAGAAAUUACGAUUUUUUUUCGUUAUUGUAUUCUCUGUAUCAUAUUGAAUUUUUGUUAAAAAACAAUGAUUUAGUCAAAAUGUAAAAAGAAUUUGAUAGGCUAAAAGAAAAUUAGGAAAUAUGAUCUAUUUAGUGAAAUUUAUAUGCAGAAUUGAAAAAAUUUGUUUCAUUGUAUCGAACAAAAAUCGUAUGAAGCUCUUUUUUAUACAUCAGAUUGACGUAGCCGCUAUCGACCAUGAAUAAUGCCAUAUAGAGGGGAAAGGGAAGAGAGAGAGAGAGAGAAAGAGAGAGAGAGAGAGAGAGAGAGAGAGAGAGAGAGAGAGAGAGUGAGAGUGAGUGAGUGAGAAAGAGAUAGUCAGUGUGUGCAAAUUGUAAAGCCAUCUUACCCCUAUCGAUCGAUCGAGGUACCGGAUAGAUAUUCUUUCAUUCACAUGUACGAUAAAAAUAUACUUGCAGUUUCGUUCGAAAGCAACGUGCAGCCACACAUAAUUUACAUAGCUAUAAUAGUAUCUUUUGGGCUACGAAUUAUACACAUAACCGCGUUCUUUAAAAAAAUUGUACAUAGUUAAUUCAAGAAAAUAAUACACGCAUACACACAAACUGUACGAAUAAAAAAAUGAUAGAGUAUAUUGUAUAUGUAUAGGAAGUGAAGCACGAAAACUAGACAGAAAUUAGAUUCAUGAUCGACUGUAAUGAGCCAUGUUGUAAUAUAAAUAUGAAAUUUAAUGAAAUUAAAAAAAAUACUAUGAAGAGGAUAGAAUACAGAUAGUAUUUUCUGCUGUCAAUUCUUCAACUAAGACUGUGAUUUUUAAAUAUAUUAAAUAAAAUUAGAAAAAAACUCGUUAUUAAUACACGCCAAGUGAUUAAAAGAGAUAAUAAACAAA
Molecule: messenger RNA, 6060 nt
Organism: Phymastichus coffea
Lineage: Eukaryota; Metazoa; Arthropoda; Insecta; Hymenoptera; Eulophidae
Product: serine/threonine-protein kinase SIK3-like
Exons: 12
Coding region: 315-3113 (932 amino acids)
Biological process (GO): microtubule cytoskeleton organization; intracellular signal transduction; protein phosphorylation
Cellular component (GO): cytoplasm
Molecular function (GO): tau-protein kinase activity; ATP binding; protein serine/threonine kinase activity
Source: RefSeq, a predicted model, not a curated record